AUGAAGUCCAGUUUGGUGAUAUCAACAUGUUUGCUGUUCAGCCAGGGCUUGGCCGAGGAACGCCACCCCCUUGUUGCAUCCCUUGGUGCCCUCCGCGUAUUGCACUACAACAACCUUGGCCCCCAAAACAAUGGCACCUCUGCCGUUUUAGCACACGGUCCCUCAAACUACGUUGAUGCUGCUGCAAAAUGCACUGCUAUUGGCGAGAAGCUGCUCCCGUGGUCGUCGAGGCGAAACAACCACACCGAACUCGAUUAUGAACUGAACUAUCUUGUCUUUGCGAAAGAGCUAGGAGCCGAUGAUCACCUGUGGAUAUCAACCGAACAAGAAAAUGACAAGUGUUGUUUUGCCCUCUCGAUCUCCCAUCGUAAGAUCGUGCAGAAACAAUGCGAUGAUGAGCUACCGGCCCUCUGUACCUCAACUCCGCCGGCGACAAGUGAUCUCGACCGUGCCGCAAGGGAAACCACAAAGCUGACCGUGACAUCCGACUAUUAUACCUUGACAGGAUAUCGAGAUGCGCGCUCCUUCCGCUUCCUCGGCGUCCCUUUCGCAAGUCCCCCGAUCGAUGACCUGCGCUUUGCUCCACCGCAACCCUACACAGGAUCGAAGGACAUCGAUGCGACUAGCAUGGGAGACUCAUGUAUCCAGACUCCUUCAAGUUUGAGCACUGUGCCUAUCGGUGGAAUGUCUGAGAACUGCCUUUACUUGAACAUCUUCACUCCGUUCCUGCCUCACAGUGCCACAACGAGCACCAUGCUGCGCCCCGUGGCUGUUUAUCUAUACGGGGGCUCAUUCACGCGAGGUACCGCAGCCAUGGUGGAUUAUGAUGGUGGAAACUUCGCCAGCCGCAGCGAUGUGGUCAUCGUCACCCUUAAUUACCGGGUCGGAGCAUUAGGCUUUUUGUCCACGGGGAACCUGACAACUGGAAGCUAUGGGACCCAGGACCAGAUCAUGGCCUUGAAAUGGGUACAAAAGCAUAUUUCUGCAUUCGGAGGUGAUCCCUCUCAUGUAACUGUCUUCGGGCAGUCCUCUGGUGGUCAAGGUGUGGUAGCUCUGCUCUCUUCUACCGCAGCGAAGGGUCUCUUCUCCGGGGCGCUGGUGCAAUCGGCAAACCUCGACCUCCCUUGGUUCCCUCGUGCUCUUUACUCGAAAUACAUUGCCCCUGAAGUUGGGAGGGCAGUUGGCUGUGACGGAAAUGCUUCAGAGGCCAAUCUCCUCAAAUGCCUUCGUUCCGUCCCGGCUUCAAUGUAUCUCGACAAUUCAACCGCUUUCCAGGCCGCUACCAAGAUGUUCUCAUCCAGCAUCGCAAAACAUUUCCACCACAAUACAGCGCUGAUAUCCGCGGCUGAGCCAUUCAGGCCGAUGGUAGACGACACCGGAUCUGGCGUAAUCGAUGAUCAAUUCUACAAACUGCUAAAACAAAGCAAUCUCCCUGUGCACGUCCCGACCAUGUUCACCACUGUCCGCGACGAGGCAAGUCUCUAUAUGGGAGCCUUCGGCUCGAUUCAGGCCCCGUUUAGUACCUUACUUAAUUACACCCUCGGUGACACCCUAGCCCAGAAGAUAAUCUCAUCUGGUGCGUACAAUGUGGAUGAUUCAGACCGCAAUGCCGUCCUGAACGCAGUUUCCGAUGCCGUAACGCAUAGCCAGUGGAAUUGUCCGCAGGGUUAUCUUCUUCACAACUCAGGAUCCGCAUUCCCAUCUCUAUACGAAGUCCAAAUAGCGGACGGCCAUGCGCUGACAUCACAUAUGCCGGAUGUCUGUUAUCCAAAUAAUGAAUAUAACGCUUCCUGUCAUACCUCGGACGUCUUGCUCGCGUGGGGUACACUAAAUACCAAGACGGAAGAUGUACAUCCGUACUACGAUGAUCGAGAUAUUCUUCACUCGCAGCUCAUCCAUGAUGUAUUUGGUGCGUUCUUUCGGGAGAGAAACCCAAAUCCAGAUUGGGAGUUCUUGAAAGUCCGUGGUCCUGCGUAUGCAAGUACUCUUUCGAUAUUCGGCGAGGAUAUUCGCUCAAAUUUCUUAUUUGGGCGAGCUGAGAAGGGGUUUGUUAUUGAGCAGUAUGCACCGGAGCGCAAUAUGACACUUCUGGGAAUGCCGCCGUCCACUACGGUUAAUUUUGAAGAGAAGACUAUCUGUGCUGUGAUGCGCGAGUAUGGGUUUACUUUCCAGAGAGCAGCGCUGUCGGAUUGA
This is a messenger RNA of Penicillium coprophilum, 2193 nucleotides long. Its product is annotated as putative cholinesterase. The record is from RefSeq and is a predicted model, not a curated record. Bases 1 to 2193 code for a protein of 730 amino acids. The transcript has a single exon. NCBI's taxonomy places the organism in Eukaryota, Fungi, Ascomycota, Eurotiomycetes, Eurotiales, Aspergillaceae.